AUGAAUAAUCUUUCCUUUAGUGAACUGUGUUGCCUGUUCUGUUGUCCACCAUGCCCAGGGAAAAUUGCUUCCAAACUGGCAUUUUUACCUCCAGAUCCUACUUACACACUGAUGUGUGAUGAGAGUGGUAGUCGCUGGACUCUACAUCUUUCAGAACGAGCAGACUGGCAGUACUCCUCUAGAGAAAAAGAUGCCAUUGAGUGUUUCAUGACUAGAACCAGCAAAGGUAACAGGAUUGCCUGUAUGUUUGUGCGUUGCUCGCCUAACGCCAAAUAUACUUUGCUCUUCUCACAUGGAAAUGCUGUUGACUUAGGUCAGAUGAGCAGUUUUUACAUAGGACUGGGUUCACGGAUUAACUGCAACAUAUUCUCAUAUGAUUAUUCUGGAUAUGGCGCAAGUUCUGGGAAACCAACAGAGAAGAACCUGUAUGCUGACAUCGAUGCUGCUUGGGUGGCUCUUAGGACAAGGUACGGAAUCCGCCCUGAAAAUGUGAUUAUAUAUGGCCAAAGUAUAGGAACGGUACCCUCUGUGGAUCUCGCUGCUCGGUAUGAGAGUGCUGCUGUAAUUCUUCAUUCUCCUUUGACCUCGGGAAUGCGAGUAGCCUUUCCUGAUACGAAGAAGACCUACUGCUUUGAUGCAUUCCCAAACAUUGACAAAAUUUCUAAAAUAACAUCGCCAGUGUUAAUAAUCCAUGGGACUGAAGAUGAAGUAAUUGACUUUUCGCAUGGCUUAGCAUUAUUUGAGCGUUGCCAGAGACCUGUAGAGCCACUGUGGGUAGAAGGAGCAGGCCAUAAUGAUGUGGAACUUUAUGGACAGUACCUUGAACGAUUAAAACAGUUUGUAUCACAGGAACUGGUGAAUUUGUAAAGUACUUUAUAUAUUUACAUGCUUUUUCAUUUCACUGCAGAACUGCACAUUUUGAUAAAUACUAACAUAAAACCUGAAGGUUUUGUUUUCAAAUCAUGUCAGUUGCCUUCAUAAAUGUACAGGUAAUGAUUUGUGAACAUAAUUAAUGAAGGUUUUAAUACCAGUAUUAUAAACUGGAAUAACAUGAUCAUGCAGUUCAGCUUCUGUAGUUCGUAUACUAUGUGUGCGUU
Molecule: messenger RNA, 1097 nt
Organism: Emys orbicularis (European pond turtle)
Lineage: Eukaryota; Metazoa; Chordata; Testudines; Emydidae
Gene: ABHD17B
Product: abhydrolase domain containing 17B, depalmitoylase
Exons: 3
Coding region: 1-867 (288 amino acids)
Biological process (GO): protein depalmitoylation; regulation of postsynapse organization
Cellular component (GO): plasma membrane; endosome membrane
Molecular function (GO): palmitoyl-(protein) hydrolase activity
Source: RefSeq, a predicted model, not a curated record